AUGUGCUCGUGUGCUCCAAUAGAAGCAGACCGCAUAUACUGUCCAGAAGGUUCGGUCUUGCUAGAUAAUAAGUGCCACAAAAUUAUUUGUCCAAACGGCGAAUUGUACAAGGGCAUCUGUCUGCAAGCCAUUUGUCCCCCCGGGACAGUAUGGCGGGGUAAGAGGUGUCAAGAACCAGAAAAUAUAACCACAAUUCUGGAAAUAGAAAAUGUUGUGACUAAUGAGGUGCUAAGGACCCCCGUGUAUCUUGAAGUUAAUAGUCAGUAUAAACAGAUUUUGAACGGAACGUCGUAUGUCGAUAGGGACAACAGCAAAAGUAUUGGAACAAGUCUCCCUGCCCAGGAUAUAAGCAUUAGUUCCAAAAACUCCGGGGACUAUAGCUUGCCUAAUACCAACGAAAUAAGUGCAGUACUGAAGGAAUCUGAAAAACUAAUAAAGCCACUGGUUCUCAAUGAUGACACCAAGCCCACAAAUUUACUUGUAAAUAGUCGUGAAAAGGAGGCUGACGAUCAAUCAUCGAAAUCUGUAGGUUGUUGUAAUGUGAGAACACCGCGUAUUUGCAAGCUUUAUGGCAAGAAGUGGAUUUGUUUUAAUCGUAAUCAACAUUUAUGUGAUGCCAGAGUGUGUAGUGCUCCCACUGUAUAUUUGAGGCCUCCGGAAAUUAAAUACAAACACUCAACUUUAAUUAUGCCGCCGCCGACAACAUUAUCGCAACAAGGUAUUGAUC
Musca vetustissima is the source of this 727-nucleotide messenger RNA. RefSeq lists its product as uncharacterized. The annotation marks the transcript as partial. The transcript has a single exon. The record is from RefSeq and is a predicted model, not a curated record. NCBI's taxonomy places the organism in Eukaryota, Metazoa, Arthropoda, Insecta, Diptera, Muscidae.